Molecule: messenger RNA, 3177 nt
Organism: Naegleria lovaniensis
Lineage: Eukaryota; Heterolobosea; Eutetramitea; Acrasida; Naegleriidae
Exons: 2
Coding region: 1-3177 (1058 amino acids)
Source: RefSeq, a predicted model, not a curated record
AUGAAAAGAACAAGUGUCAAUCGCAUGUUGCAAGGAUUAAAUUCCCAUAGCAACACAACAUCGAGCAUCAUCAACAGUAAUCAUGUUUUUAAUUCUUCUUCAUCAAUGAAGGCAAACACCAUAUUUUUAAAUUCAAUGAUGAAACAUGUUCCUAACAAUAACAAAUUGUUGAAUUAUCCGAAUUAUCCGAAUUAUCCAACAACAGCAACAGAAGCAUUUGGUCAAAUACGUUCCUACACCACCACAAAUUGGUCUAUUGAAAAAGAAGCGUCAACAAAUGAUAGUGGAGGUAACACUUCAACACCUUCGUUCUGCCAACCAGUCAGUUUGAAGGAUUACGAUGCCCAUGAUGUAGCAUCAGUAUUGACUUCUCCUAAAUCUUGGGGUGGUGCUGGUUUGUCAGUUGAUGCUGUGAAGCCUUUGUAUGAGAAUAAUUUUGAUGGCUCAUCUCUCCGCAACAUUGUUGAGAAUAUCAAGUUGGACGGUGUAAAGUAUGCCAUUGAUCGACUUCAAAGCACUUAUAACAAGAAUAACAUUCCUCAACUCUCCGACACUUGUCAAAGUAUUGUACAUUGGGUCAAUGAUAAAAUUCUCCCAAAACCACAGAAAUUUCUGAACGAAAUACACCAAGCACAUCUUGAAAAUGCUACAGAUUUCGAAAAGUUUUAUUCUGAAGCACGGAACGAAUUAGCAAGCAAUCACCCUGACAAGGUGUUGAAACCUGAAGAUUUUGAUGAUUUUGAGCAGAAUUUAUUUGCAAAAACUACUAUUAGAGCUUAUAAUUCUAAAUUUGGCUAUCCAAACUUUGGUAAACAAUAUCGGUCUAUUGAAUUGCCUGUAACUUUAAUAGGUGCUUCACUUGCCAAACAUGAACUGCCAUAUUUUACUCAAUUUCAGUACACUAUGGCACAAGAUGGUGAAUUAUUGAAAAGAGUAGCUCCUAGGAGCAAACGCAGCGCAAUAAUGUUUAUGGGUCCAUCUGGUGCUGGUAAGACAUCAGCUUGCGUGCGUUUGUUAUGUCAUAAUCCUGGAAUGGUUUUAACAUGUACUUUAUCAAACGAGGUAUCCAGUGGAUUGACAACGGAUUCUUUGAUGAAGCAAGCAUUUGGCCACUUAAACGGCCGAAAUAUUUUUGAACUUUUUGGCCAAGUAGACCAAGUAGUGCUAAUGGUAUUCAUAUGUAGAUUGAUUUAUAUUUUAAAGCUAAUUGAUGAUGCAAAACAAAAUCCAACUGUAUUUGAAAAUUUUGUUCAGAGAGAUAGGGAUGGAAAUAUUGUUACAGGUGGAAUACUUCCAUAUCUCGCAUAUAAGCAAUCAAAUGGCAAUACUGAUACCAGUUUUAAUGCUUUGAGGUAUGCACAGCUAUAUGUUUAUACUUCUCCCGACGAUUUGAAGGCAUUUGUUGCAACUUUGGUGAACAAGAUAAUUCAUUCACUUAAUGACAAUUCCGCUCUAUUUGGAAUAGUCAAGAAAAUUGAAAAAUUUAUAGUUGUUAUUGAUGACGCUAAACUUUAUGCAAGCGAAAACUUACUCCAUUGCACUAACCUUUCAGAGUUAACAAGUCUGAACGGUGAGAAGAGAGGACUUUUAGCCAGGUUUGCACAAGUAAUUGCUAGCAUUGAACAAUUUCAUUUAUCUAUAUUUUCUGGAACUAAUUUUUCUGUUAAUGUAGAAAGUAUUAUACAAUCAACUCUUGGUAAAACUAAAGCAAAAAUUGAUACGGUUAAAAUAUAUGACUUUGGCUUGGUUUCACGAGAUGAUAUCAUUUCAUUUUUAGAAAAACAUAUCAAAAUACCAAAAAACGAGAAGAAAGAGAUUUUAUUUUAUUUUCAUGAACAAGGAUACAAGUAUUUUAGAAGAAGAUUGAUCACAUUGGCAUUAGAAAAAUUUUCUACCAACAACAGCUUGAUAGAUGCUAUUAAAUCUUCCGUAAAAGAUUUUGUAUUGGGAGUAGAAAAGCUGGCACAUUAUCUUAUCUAUACCUCAAUGAACACUCAAUUAAUCAAUGCACAACAAGGUAUUCAAGCCAUUGUUAAAUAUGUUGCUCAUUAUCAUUUACCAUUUUUAGGUUCUGAGUUUAUGGUGCACAAAGAGGUUGCUAAUGAAUUACUAUAUUUGGGAUUUUCUGGUCCAGAAAGCUCUGAAAAUGAUCAGACCAAUGUUGUGUUUUCUGCAAAGGAUUUUAUUGGGUAUGAAUCUGGAUUAGCAAUUCUAAAGAAGAUAUUAGGCAUUGAAGAUAAAUCAGAAUUGAUGAAAAAGAUUAUUCAAGAAAGAAUCAAAUUACUCCUGAAAUCUUCAGACCACAACAUCAAUUUGGAAUCCAUUGUUAUGCUUAGACUCAUAGAGUUAAAUGGUACACAGCUCUCUGAAAUUGGUUGUUUCAAAUCAUUAAUCACCACCAAUCCAAAUUUGAAAGAUCAUGUUUUCAAGUGCAAACAUUAUCUAGACGCAAAUGGAUAUGUAGAGUACUGUAUUUCAAAACGUGUUAUAGCACCAAACAAGAAGAAAAUUAACGGAGAAAUGUUGUUCUGGACACACUUUGCCGAGAAGAAGUGGGAUUUAUUAGAUGGAGUUUUUAUUGCUGUAUCGAAUGAACACCAUAACACUGUGUUUGGUGUUAACAGAGUGAACGGAUCUACAGAUAUGAUCAUUCCAAUGGGUUUCCAGUGUAGAGUGCAAUCUGGAACUAAACUUGACCCACAUUUAUAUUUUAGUUCCACUAUCCCUGAACUAUUUUAUCUCGAUAAUUAUGGAAAAUUGAAAUCUGAUACUCUUUACAAUUUAAACAGUAAUCAUAUUGAAGAAACCAAGAUUAAUGAUGAAAAUUGUUUCGUUGUACAGGACAAUUCAAAUAAGAUAAUAGAUGAUGCGAAUGGACAAGGCAUGAAAGUUCGUUCAAAGGCAAAAUGGUAUAAUGACAUAAGAAAUGCUGUUUUACAAGUAUUUAAAUCGUCAACUAUGAUGCAUGUGUGUGUUGGACUUGAUAUAACUGAAACAUUCUCAACAGAGGUUGUAGAGAAGUACCAGAAAAACUAUUUGUGCUCCUUUAUUGACAUGAGCAACUAUGACUUACUCUUCGACAAAGAAUGGGAGACAUAUUUAAAGAACUUGUUGACCACAACCACAAAACCAGCACUCGUCUCCCCUGAACUUGAAAGAACUACUUUGGACAAAUAA